AUGGCUCUCAGAGGGUUCGAAAAAUCGGGAUUACUCACAAGAGACCAAGAAGAUGACUCGUUCUUCUCCGGCGGCCUCCGAUAUCCCACCAAGAAGACCUACUCGCCAGGUACUGAAUGUAAAGGCCAUGGGGCUAGCGGCCGGAGGCAAACUGGGUAUUUCAUUCCAUACCAAACCCGUUGCGACAUUGAGAUUUCCAUGCGCUUUAGUAUUGUUGCUGACCAUGGUACAGUCCAGGACAUCAUCGCUGACCAUAAUGCCCCAACAAAUUGGAAUCUCAAUGCCGCUCGUCUGAUCAAUGUCCAUAUCCUGGAUCCGGCCAGCUGCGAGGCCGUCACCCACAUUGUACCCCCACCGAUUCCCAUGAGUGCCUAUGAGGCCGUGCUUUCCAAAUUGCCUUUCUUCGUCGUCGAAGAACAAAUCGAUAACCGCCUCGAGGGUGGAGAGUUUGACAAAGUCAAGUCCGUUAGCAAGAUGGAUGAGACAAAGGGGGUUGCAUCAGAGCCUUCGCUGGAUCCAAACCAGCCAGUCAUGUGUAGCAGCUGCGACAAGAGACUGUGUGACUGCGUGUGA
Molecule: messenger RNA, 573 nt
Organism: Penicillium canariense
Lineage: Eukaryota; Fungi; Ascomycota; Eurotiomycetes; Eurotiales; Aspergillaceae
Exons: 1
Coding region: 1-573 (190 amino acids)
Source: RefSeq, a predicted model, not a curated record